AGAGAUUCGGCAAGGUCGCACAUUGGUAUCUUACGCCAGCCUACAUAAUGUCUCUGUGGUCCCCUGGUACAGCACUGUGUGUCAUUUGUGGAAGGGGAAGAAGCUUUUAGAGUAUAUCCGUGGAUGUUUCUGCCAAUUUACAAUUCUGAUAUACUUCUCCGAUUCAGGGUGUCGUAGCUUUCUUACGCAAUCUGCAUUGCUGCUCUGGUUGCUUUAAAAUAUCCUGCCUUUUUCAUACUGAAGAUUUGGACUGUGACUGGUGAAUGAUACGAUGGUCUGUUCGGAGAGCUAGGUUUUGAGAGAUUUUAAGCAAGACGAUCAGGGCUGAGAGAAUAUGUAGUGUAAUUUGUAUUUGAUGGAUUGCUUUUGCUUGCUAUCUCCAGGUCUGUGAUUUACGACUAGUGUGUAGUCAUCUGGCUGUGUGAUUUUAGUCCUUGAGCACCAUCUCAAUGGAGCUUUCUAAACUCGCAAGCCGUUCCAGGCACUGUGGCUUGGUUGCCCACCGUCGAUCAUCUACUCCGGCAGACUGCCGUUCCCACAUUACCAGUCUAUCCCUCACUGAUACUACCAAACCCAGAAGUUUGAUGUCAACUCUUCGUCACGAUGUUUCUUCAAAAGAAGGUCGGGUACGGUUUGGGCGGGGUGUGGAAGUGCAGCGACUUGUCAAAUGCGAGAGUUUGCAGGAGGGACAAGUAGGGAGUGUCGAAGAGAAAACAGCUUUUGCGGGUAGAUUAGAAAAUGGUGCAGAAGACUCUAGACAAUCCGGAGGUCAUGACGAUGGGCUUGCGAGGGCAAAGCUUGCUGUCUUCGUUUCUGGUGGGGGCUCGAACUUCCGAGCUAUUCAUGCUGGAUGCAAGGAAAACGCAAUAUUUGGCGACGUUGCCUACGUCGUUUCAGAUAAGCCUGGUUGCAAGGGCUGUGAAUAUGCCAUCGAAAACAACAUUCCCGUUUUAGCGUAUCCAAAAGGCAAGCAUGCGCCUGAGGGAAUUUCUCCUACUGAGCUUGUAGAGCAACUGAGGGGUGCAGGUGUGGAAUACAUCCUGCUAGCAGGGUACUUGAGAUUACUUCCUUCUGAGCUAGUUCACGCGUAUCCUCGCGCAAUCUUAAAUAUACACCCUGCUUUGCUUCCGUCGUUUGGUGGGAAGGGGUAUUUUGGAAUGAAAGUUCACGAAGCUGUCAUCCGUUCAGGUGCCCGAUUCACCGGAGCCACAGUACACUUUGUAGACGAGAAGUACGAUACUGGUCCCAUUCUGGCCCAAAGAGUCGUACCUGUGCGAGCUGAUGAUACCCCUGCUGAGCUAGCUUCUAGGGUUCUAAAAGAGGAGCAUCAAUUGUAUUCGUUUGCAGUUUCCGCGCUCUGUGAGGAUCGCAUCUUCUGGCGCGAGGAUGGUGUGCCAAUCAUUCGCAAGUCAUGGGACGAGGCAGAGUAUGUAUGAUGAUGUUCUCCAAUCAUCUAGUGAAGGUUCUUGGAGUUCAUUGGUGUACAUCAUGGUCUCAAACGGGAAUGUAUUUUGUGUCCAAUCCUUGUUGCCUGGUUUUGGCAUUGUGGAUUGGCAAUCAAAGAAUAAUCACCUGUACUGAAGGGGCUGCAUUUCACACUUCAUGUGCAGUGCUCCCCAAGUGGGUAUAGCAUUCGUCUUGCAAAAGUGUGCUGAUACAACGUGAAAGGUUGUUGAAACACUGAGACAGAGGAUUCGUUCACUAGAAAGUUAGGAAUGUUGCGUGGCCCUUGUGUUGCCUUUUGGGUACACUUAUUACAGCUGUGGAUGGUGCUCAUUUCUUUUUUUUGAGUAGAACGGAGAGGUUGAGCACCUUCUCUAAACUGUGUCGCCUUAGAGUGGCGAGAAUAAUGUUUCAGCGUGGAACUUUCCCUCUGCUCUUGGGCUGCCAGCUUGCUUUCAAGGGACGUAACAUCAGUCUGCCAGACCACAGGAGGUGAAAAAUCCUUCGUUCGAGAGUAACAAAGAAGUUCUGCAUUUUUGUUGAAA
This is a messenger RNA of Physcomitrium patens, 1988 nucleotides long. RefSeq names its product phosphoribosylglycinamide formyltransferase, chloroplastic. Gene Ontology annotation, biological process: 'de novo' IMP biosynthetic process. Gene Ontology annotation, molecular function: phosphoribosylglycinamide formyltransferase activity. NCBI's taxonomy places the organism in Eukaryota, Viridiplantae, Streptophyta, Bryopsida, Funariales, Funariaceae. The record is from RefSeq and is a predicted model, not a curated record. Gene Ontology annotation, cellular component: cytoplasm; chloroplast.